AUGGACGGCUUCCCUACACCAGACUCUCUCUUCAAGAACGACGCCGCAUUGGCAACAGUCGACAAGGCCAAAUAUUACGUGAAAGCUUCGGAUGCAUCAAUUGCAAAUGUUAAAGCCGCGUUGGAAAAGAAGACACACAAAGUUCAUAUUGUCGAAACUGGUGCCGACGCCCUUGCUAAAAUCAAGGAACUCAUUCCUGCAAAGGCUACCGUCAUGACUGGUGGCUCUACAACCCUCGUUUCAAUCGGAUUUACUGGUUUCCUAUCCAAGACCAAGAAUGCCGACCUGCCAUUUGUCAACCUUGGUGAGGCUAUCUUCGCCGAAAAGGAUCAAGGAAAGGCGGCCAACAUGCGCCGUUUGGCUCUUGGUGCUGAUGUGUUUGUGUCCUCUGUCAGUGCUCUCUCAGAAGAAGGGGACAUUGUGGCUUGUGACUUGACUGGUACUCGUGUUGGUGGUUUCCUUGCUUGCGGCACUUUGGUUAUCGUUACCUCUUCCCAAAAGAUUGUACCAACGUACGCAGACGCGAUCAAGAGGACUGAGGAGUUUGCUCUGGCCGUUGAAUCUGCUCGAGUACGUGUCGCAUACAAGAUUCCAGCAUCAACUGCUGCCAACUGGUUGUCCAUUCGAGCUGGAAACCCAUUCGCCCCUGGCCGAAUUCACGUCAUCAUCGUCAAGGAUGAGAUUUUGGGCUUUUAA
Synchytrium microbalum is the source of this 696-nucleotide messenger RNA. RefSeq lists its product as uncharacterized. Bases 1 to 696 code for a protein of 231 amino acids. NCBI's taxonomy places the organism in Eukaryota, Fungi, Chytridiomycota, Chytridiomycetes, Synchytriales, Synchytriaceae. The record is from RefSeq and is a predicted model, not a curated record. The transcript has 6 exons.